This is a messenger RNA of Tinamus guttatus (white-throated tinamou), 956 nucleotides long. NCBI's taxonomy places the organism in Eukaryota, Metazoa, Chordata, Aves, Tinamiformes, Tinamidae. The record is from RefSeq and is a predicted model, not a curated record.
AUGGGAGCCCAGCACCCCACGCUGGGGCUGCUGCUCGCCGUGGGGACGUGGGCCCUCUGCAGCUGCAGAGAAGAUGCUACAAGCCCUGAAGAGCCAGCCAAAGCCAGCACCGAGCCCCCACCGGCGCCCGAGACCACCGCGCCAGAGCCCACUGGUGCUGCCAGGUUGAGGCUGGUGGAUGGCAACUUCAGCUGCUCAGGGUUCGUGGAGCUCUACAGGCAGGGGCUGUGGGGCGCUGUAGGGGCCGACGCGGACACCUGGCCUGAGCUGGCCUCCCGAAUCUGUGAGGCAGUGAACUGCGGCAAGCUCGUCAUCGGGCACAGCACAGUGCCGGAGGCGGGGAGCCACUUACCCGUGCGGUGGGAGAUGGAGAAGUCCUGCAAGAGACACUCAGUCCUGGACUGCUUCAAUGAAACAAGUGACCACCGGGGGAAAGUGCCCGCCUUCGUCAUCUGCUCUGGUGAGAGUCUCUUUGGCAAGAGGGCCGCCUUGGUUAUGUGUCCUCCCUCGGACGAGCUCACUAGUCCCAUGCCUGUGGGUUGGCUGGUGCACGGCCAGGACUCCAAGCCGCAACCUGCUGGCCUGGGAGCCGGCACCAUCAUGAGCAUCCUCCUGGCUCUGGUUCUCUUCGGCAUCCUCCUGCUCAUCUGUGGACCCCCUGCCUACAAAAGACUGAUGAAGAAAAUCUCCAAGAAGAAGCAGCGCCAAUGGAUCGGCCCCACAGGAUUCAACCAAAAUGUUUCAUUCCACCGCAACAGCACCGUCAACCUGAGGCCGCGGGCUGAGGGGCCGAGGGCUCAAGGAGAGGACAACGACUACGCACAGCCACCCAAGAAGAACCCCUACCUGUCAGCUUACCCAGCUCUGGAAGGUGCAUCUCGAUCUUCGAACCCUCCGGACAAUUCCUCCGAUAGCGACUAUGACCUGCACUCUGCCCGGAGAGUGUGACUUCCCCG